This is a messenger RNA of Oryza sativa Japonica Group (Japanese rice), 965 nucleotides long. RefSeq lists its product as uncharacterized. Gene Ontology annotation, cellular component: U2 snRNP; precatalytic spliceosome. Gene Ontology annotation, biological process: mRNA splicing, via spliceosome. Lineage: Eukaryota; Viridiplantae; Streptophyta; Magnoliopsida; Poales; Poaceae. The record is from RefSeq and is a predicted model, not a curated record.
CUGCGCACCGCUUCCUGGUUCGCCUUGCUUCCCAAUCGUCCCAGCGGCGUGUGCCCCUCACACCCUCGUCCAGCCAAGGCGGCGGCGCACAGCCAGGAGAAGCCGUCGAGCGGCGGCGCACCGCGCACCGCGCACGGAGCACCCCUCCCCCCCCUGUUACCGUCCCCUCCCGCUGCAGAAGGCGCCGGCGCACGGCGUCGUCCCAUCCCUAAUUCCGGCCCCCCCUCUGGUUCACUCCCCACGUUUGAAGUCAGCUUGGUUCUGACUCCAGGGAUCUCAACUAUCCUGUCCAGGAUCAAGACCAAACCCGUCAGCCAUCAUGCAGGCUAGCGACAGGUUCAACAUAAAUUCUCAACUUGAGCAUCUUCAAGCGAAAUAUGUGGGCACAGGGCAUGCUGACUUGAAUCGAUUUGAAUGGGCAGUAAACAUCCAAAGGGAUAGCUAUGCAUCCUAUAUUGGGCACUAUCCAAUGCUGGCAUAUUUUUCCAUUGCUGAGAAUGAAUCAAUUGGAAGAGAGCGUUACAAUUUUAUGCAGAAAAUGCUACUUCCGUGUGGUCUGCCUCCUGAGAGAGACGAAGAUUGAGGUGGCCUUCGGGUCUGGCGUUCAGUGUUACUGCAACUACUGGAACCUAGGGUUCAGUAUCAGUUUGAUAUCCAAAGCAAGAUCAAACUAAUCUUUGCCUAGCCACCUACUACUACUAUGUAAGACUCUGUCCAUCUUGAACAUCUGAAGCACUCUGUGUACCCUUUUCGAACAUGUUCAUCAGUAAUGUUCGGCGCAUGUGUGUAACGGAUCUUUUAGUUAAGGUGAAUGUUGAGGGACAAAAUGUUUCUGGAGCGAUCAUUCAUAUGUUUGCAUAAGCUCCUUGCCGCUGCAAAUAUGGCAUAUUAGAAAAAUAUCACUACUAUUUGCUAUAUCGGCUACGUGCCACUGAAAUUUGGGGAAAUUGGAACCAUGCCACUCC